AUGGAGACCCUCCAGCUGGCCCAGAUGCUGGCCGACCUGAGCAGUCUUAAUGCGACUGAACCCCCCGCCGCAUCUUCCCUCUUGAACGCAAGCAAGAAGAUCGACACUGCCAUAGAGAAGAUCGAGAUCGAGCAAAAGGACCAGCCGAAGCAGGAAGGCCGACCCGGAAUGAAGAGAGCCGCCUCAGCUAUCAGCUCCACAGGAACUGGAGGCAAGUUUGACAAAUUCAACCGUCAUCUCCUUGGCAGCCAGUCUCCUUCCCGACCUAGUUCGGCCGCAGCCACGUGUCCUGCGACCCCUAUAGGACCUCUCGAUAUUGAAGACGAUGUCGAUAAAGCCUCUAUGCUCAUGGCCCUCCACGAGAUUCGAGCCAAGCUCAGGCAGCAAGAUAAUACCAGCCUCAUGAGGGCGAGAGAGAAGAUCGAUGCUUUGGCUGCUCGCCAGCAGGCCCGAGAGGCGGCUGAGCUGGCCAAGUCGAAGGAUGAGUCUCGCAAGGCCCGAUACCAUUAUCCCCGUUAA
Scedosporium apiospermum is the source of this 519-nucleotide messenger RNA. RefSeq lists its product as uncharacterized. NCBI's taxonomy places the organism in Eukaryota, Fungi, Ascomycota, Sordariomycetes, Microascales, Microascaceae. The record is from RefSeq and is a predicted model, not a curated record. The transcript has 3 exons. The coding region runs from base 1 to 519 and encodes 172 amino acids.